Odontomachus brunneus is the source of this 648-nucleotide messenger RNA. RefSeq names its product 60S ribosomal protein L27a (gene RpL27A). The coding region runs from base 26 to 547 and encodes 173 amino acids. Gene Ontology annotation, cellular component: cytosolic large ribosomal subunit; ribosome. Gene Ontology annotation, molecular function: structural constituent of ribosome. Lineage: Eukaryota; Metazoa; Arthropoda; Insecta; Hymenoptera; Formicidae. The transcript has 6 exons. Gene Ontology annotation, biological process: translation. The record is from RefSeq and is a predicted model, not a curated record.
UUAAACAGUUGUAAGUUUUGUACGCAUGCGUACGGAGAUCCAGCUAGCGAAGCGUAGCACUGGUUCCGACGGUCUCUCGGUUCUUCUUUGCUGCACCGUCGAGAUGUCAACACAUAAGAAGAAAACUAGAAAGCUUCGUGGACACGUGAGCCACGGUCAUGGCCGAAUAGGGAAGCACAGGAAGCAUCCUGGAGGCCGUGGAAAUGCUGGUGGUUUGCAUCAUCAUAGAAUAAAUUUUGAUAAAUAUCAUCCUGGUUACUUUGGAAAGUUGGGAAUGAGGAAUUAUCAUUUAAGGCGUAAUACUAAAUGGUGCCCAACUUUAAAUCUGGAUAAAUUAUGGACAUUAGUGUCGGAACAGACACGAUUAAAAUAUAAAGAUGUGGAAGGCAAGGCGCCAGUCAUCGACUUGGUAAAAGCGGGGUAUUACAAACUGUUAGGCAAAGGUCGCUUGCCAAAACAGCCUGUCAUAGUUAAAGCCAAAUUUUUUAGCAAAUUGGCAGAAGAUAAGAUAAAAGCGGUUGGCGGCGCAUGUGUUUUGUGUGCAUAAACAUGAAAAUGUCAGGAUGUCAUUUUUUCAUAUGAAAAAUAAAUGUAUAAAAAUGAAUGUAUUUAAAAGAAUUCACAAAUUAACAUCUUUUUUUAAACAUA